Molecule: messenger RNA, 489 nt
Organism: Staurois parvus
Lineage: Eukaryota; Metazoa; Chordata; Amphibia; Anura; Ranidae
Source: the annotation of a GenBank genome assembly
AUGCGCCCCUGUACCGCCUCCUCAUGCUGCUGCCAGGCCCGUAAUCUGCCAUGGGCCCCUGUACCGACUCCUCAUGCUGCUGCCAGGCCCGUAAUCUGUCAUGGGCCCCUGUACCGCCUCCUCAUGCUGCUGCCAGGUCCAGAGUGUGUCAUGGGUCCCUGUACGGCCUCCCAUUGCUGCUGUCUCUAUCGCCACACUCUGCCAUGUGCCACUUUCAGGUCUCCUCACACUGCUGGUGGUUUCCAUUUUGUCAUAGGGUGCUGUAUGGCCUCCCCAUUGCUGCUGCCCUCCACCAGCCACACUGUGGCUCCACACUCUGGUUUUGGCCCCGUGACUGCCCCAAAUGAGUGAAGUGUGCGGUGAUUCUAAGAUCGACGGCACUCAGUCUGCAUGUCCAAUUUCUUAAACCUCCUCUUUAUCAAGCGAUUCCGUCGCAGGGAGGAAAUCAGGCGAUAUGAAAAAGAGGAAAGCAGGAACUGGUCCAUUAUA